CGGUUUCCGGUUUUCUCCUCCCCCGGACACCACUUUCCAUAUAUAGCAGCCGCACUCGGUACGGCCCCAAAAAAGACUCGAAACGACGAUCGCGUGUUGUCUCCAUUGACGACGCUCAUCUCCAAAAUUCGCGGUGAGGUGUGAGGGAAGAAUGGGGAGGGGGAAGAUCGUGAUUCGUAGGAUCGACAACUCGACGAGCAGGCAGGUGACCUUCUCGAAGAGGCGGAGCGGCCUGCUGAAAAAGGCAAAGGAGCUCGCGAUCCUCUGCGACGCUGAAGUCGGAGUCAUCAUCUUCUCCAGCACCGGCAAGCUCUACGACUUUGCCAGCUCCAGUAUGAACUCGGUAAUCGAGAGAUACAACAAAGCGAAGGAGGAUCAUCUUCAAAUGAUAAACCCAAUGAAUGAAGUGAAGUUUUGGCGAAGGGAGGCAGCUAUGUUACGGCAACAGCUUCAGAAUCUGCAAGAGAAUCAUAGGCAAAUGAUGGGAGAAGAACUUUCUGGCUUGAGCGUCAAAGAUCUGCAAAGAUUGGAGAACCAAUUGGAAAUAAGUAUCCGUGGAGUCCGUGUGAAAAAGGACCAACUUUUACUGGAAGAAAUAAAAGAGCUGGACAGAAAGAGAAGCCUUCUUCACCAGGAAAACUCCGAGUUGAACAAGAAGGUAAACAUAUUUCGACAGGAAAACAUGGAAUUGUACAAAAAGGCAACUUCAAUGGAGAAGUUUCAAAUCCAAUUCAGCGGAUCAAGUGAAGCGAAUGGAGCAAAUAGAAAUCUUCUCAUCAAAGAUCUGGCCGUCGUUGAUGACCCCCAUGCCCCCAUCCACCUCCAGCUCAGCCAACCACAUCAGCAGAGUUGUGACAACCCAGCUAGAGCUACCGAUUUGGGACUACAACUGCACUAGCCGGUACAACAUACUCAUUGCAGAUGGCUGGGACCUGCUUUCAGUCAAGUUGCCCAUGCAGUUAAGCUUUUAUGACUGGUGAUGUUGUAUGUGAGCCACGUAUCUUUCAAGAUCAUGCUUAAGUUUGAAUUGACUGUUUUAGGUUUGUUCAUAGUAGUCCCUUCAAGCCAUGUGACUAUGACAUUGUCCAUGACUCCAUGGCAGGAAGUCACCCGAAAAAGAGAGGGAAGGGGGGAAGAGAGAGAGAGAAAAAAAAAAGAAAAAAAAGAACCUUGUGUUACUAAAGAUGCUGUUUGCAACCACUUAUCUGAACUAUAUUGGAAACAGUCAUCACUUAGUCUAAGAUGACACUGUAAAGCAAUAAUUCACCACCGAGAAAUUGCAUCUGAGACUUUCAGCUGUAA
Messenger RNA from Punica granatum (pomegranate), 1302 nucleotides. Lineage: Eukaryota; Viridiplantae; Streptophyta; Magnoliopsida; Myrtales; Lythraceae. The record is from RefSeq and is a predicted model, not a curated record.